This is a messenger RNA of Hypanus sabinus (Atlantic stingray), 2922 nucleotides long. It is a transcript of the gene sv2, whose product is annotated as synaptic vesicle glycoprotein 2. Gene Ontology annotation, molecular function: transmembrane transporter activity. Lineage: Eukaryota; Metazoa; Chordata; Chondrichthyes; Myliobatiformes; Dasyatidae. The record is from RefSeq and is a predicted model, not a curated record. Gene Ontology annotation, cellular component: membrane. The transcript has 14 exons. Bases 255 to 1769 code for a protein of 504 amino acids. Gene Ontology annotation, biological process: transmembrane transport.
CGCCUUCUCGUGACGUCGCGGUGCCCGGCCGGGACGGGGGUAAAGCGGCCGAAUGCGAGGGCGAAUGUCAUUCCGGGACCGGGAGCCGCUGUUGGAACUCGGCAAUGUCGAGGAUCCAGUCCGAGAAUUUGGAUAAUUUUCAUGCUUCAUGACCAAGGCUGGGCUCUGACAUCCUGGAAUGUUCUCUGUGCACCCUCCAUUUUCCUUUUUUUAAUGUAUCCUCCGGUACAAUAUUUGAACAGCAGGGAUCUGAAAUGUCUGUUCUACAGGAGAAUGAUGAGAUUGAGCUGACCUACGAAGAAGCAGUGAAAGAAACUGGUUUCGGAAUGUUCCACAUGUUGCUGUUAAUCAUCUGUGGUUGGGCAAAUGCCAGUGAUGCCGUUGAAAUUCUGUGCGUGUCCUUCUUGCUUCCUACUGCCCGGUGUGAUCUUCAUCUCAACACAGCAGAUAUGGGCUGGCUUACUGCAAGCAUCUUCCUGGGUAUGAUGAUCGGGGGCUACAUGUGGGGGGCCCUCGCGGACCUGAAAGGUCGCCAGAGAAUUCUUGUGCUCUCGUUAACAGUGAAUGGGGUUUGUGGAGCUGCAUCAAGUCUGGCACCUAAUUACUGGACGUUUCUAGUGUUGCGAUUCUUUAGUGGAAUUGGUGUUGGAGGUUCUAUACCAGUCAUAUUCUCCUAUUUUUCGGAAUUCCAACCCCAGCACAGAAGAGGAUGCAUGGUCAGCGCGUUGGCCACCUUCUGGAUGGCUGGGAACACCUUGGCAGCAGGCCUUGCCUGGCUGGUCAUUCCCAGGACCUCCCUUUCAUUCCAACUUGGUUCUCUGCAUAUUCAGAGUUGGAGGAUCUUUGUGAUGCUGUGCUCGCUCCCCAGUCUCACCUCUGCACUGCUCUAUGCUCUGGGAAUGCCGGAGAGCCCCAAGUAUCUGAUGGAGACUGGGCAGGAGGAAGAAGCCCUGCGGGUUUUCCGGUGGAUGUUUCGGUGGAAUCACCGCGAGCCAGCUCACUCUUUCUCGGUCCAUCGGCUUUUGAUCCCUGCUGUUGAAAAAAGCAGCACCAGGUUUUACAAUGGUCGACCCGACUGGCUCAGACAUCAGUUACUGAAGGGCGUGGAUCCCAUCUGCAAGCUGUUCUCUCAGAGGCACAGGUCCACGUCAAUCGCAUUGUCCAUCAUCUUCUUCAGCAUCUCAUUCGGGUUUUACGGUCUCUGGAUGUGGUUUCCUGAGCUGCUAAAACAGAUAGAAAUCACGGGUGGGUCUGCUUGUUCAAGCAACUGGUCCAGUCAAAGCGGCAAAGGUGUGGAAAACAUCACCUGUUACCCAGUCAAAACAGCAGUUUACACAGAAGGAUUCAUUUUAGCUGCUGCCAAUCUUCCUGGAAAUAUCUUCUCUAUUCUAAUGAUGGAUCUACUGGGAGGCAAGCUCUUGCUCUGUGCAAGCCUGUUUCUUUCAGCUCUUAGUGUGUUCUUCAUCUGGGAAGUAAAGACAAAAAGCCAGAGCUUGAUUACGUCAUGUCUGUUCAGCGCCAUCUCAGUUGUUGCCUGGAAUUCACUUGAUGUCAUUGGGUUAGAAUUAUAUCCAACUCACUUGAGGUCAUCUGCCUUUGGAGUAUUCAGUGGCAUCAGCCGAAUUGCAUCCAUUUUGGGAAAUGUUGCAUUUGGGCAACUCGUUGAUGUGAACUGUACUAUACCCAUUCUUCUGGUAGCGCUAAUGCUAUUUAUAGGGAGUCUGGCUGGCUUAAAAUUGCCUCACAUCAAGAAUAGGGAAUUAAGCUGAUAGAAUGUUUAAUAUGAUUGUGCCAGAUCGUAGCUCAUUUGGGAUCCAGUUGUUGCCUAUUAAGAUUUUGUUGCAUCUUCUAUACAAUUCUACUCAAGUUCAUGUAUGGAGGCAGAGUAAAGAUUUAUCAGAAGGCAGCAAGAGACCACAAAAUUACAGUACAGGUGGCAUAAGAACACUUUGCCAAAUAGCCACUGUAAGGGGUAGGAGAUGGGUUACAACAGGUUGUACAGCAGGAGUGGAUUAAAUGGCUCUUUCUGGAGAUCUGUAGUUUACAGAUCAAUUUAAGGGUUAACAAAAAAAAAGCAAACUUAGCUUUAGCAUCAUCCUCCCAUGGCACUUGCUUGAUGCAACUGUUAUUACAUUGUAAUGUUUUUGUAAUCUUUUAAGCAUUUUGCCCUCUCCAGCAACAGCCUCCAUGCUGAUCAAAAAGUAACCAGUUUUGGGUCAAAUUAUACUAUCUGGUAGAAGUUUUCUGAAACAUUUAUCCAAGUACCAGUACAACUGUCUUUUACAAACAUCUAGCAAUUGAAGGGAAAUCACCACUUAUUUGCCUAAAGAACAACAGAAUCUUUGCACCUUGGAAAAAAAUGUAAUCAGCUUUUCCAGUUGCACUGUAACUACCUUUACUAAAGUCAUUUCCCUGUACAACUACACUUAGUGAUUUUCUGUGAUGUGCUUAGUGUACAUUGUCAGUUACAUGUGACAUCUAAUUGUACUUGCAUGAAUGCACUCAAAAAGGAACAAUACAUCCAAUGCAGAGUUUAUGUUUUAGAAGGAUUAAAGCCAGAGGUUGUAUUCACAUUCACAGCAUCGAGUACUUCACAGCCAGAACUUUGUGGAAAGGUGUAGUAUGAAGUAAAUUACUUAGAACACAGCAACUGUCCACAACAGAAGGACUUAAGAUACGAAGCACUUGGAUUCAUAGCCAAAUUUAAUGCUGCAUGUCAAUUCUACUGAAAUCUUAAACAGAAGUCAUUUUUCAUUUGCUCUCAGCCAAUGUUCUUUGAUCCUCAAAUUCACCAGGUAAACCAAAACCUAACAGAAAUUUAUCAAGGAAAAUUCAAUCUUGAUUUAAGAUUUUUUUGGAACUACUGUAACAGACCAACAGCAAUAAGAAAUCAAAUAAGGACAAUAAAAUUACUCCAUAACA